AUGGGAUCCCCCAUCUCACCAAUAGUCGCAGAAAUAUUUAUGCAAGAAUUGGAAAAAAAGCUUGUCAAAAACAAUCGCAACAUUAUCUACUGGCGUAGAUUUGUGGAUGACGUCUUUGCCAUAAUAAGGAUUCGAAGGAAAAGCCACAUUUUAAGUCUAAUCAAUUCGUUCCAUGAAUCCAUUCAAUUCACAUUUGAGGAUGAACAACAGGGACAAUUACCUUUCCUGGAUCUCAUGCUGUACAAGAAACCGGACAACUCGAUUGGUCAUCAAAUUUACAGGAAGCCUACGCAUACAAACUUGUACCUGAAUUAUCACUCUUUUCAUCCCCCGGCACACAAAAUUGGCGUAACGGAUACCCUGCUGACAAGAGCUUUAAGACUGUCAGAUGAAGACCAUUUAGAGAAUGAAAUCAAAUACACAAUCAAAAUCUUGGAAGAAAAUAAUUACCCACGAAAAAUGAUUGAAUACAGACUGAAGAAAGUCAAAAACAAAAUGCAGUAUAACAAUAACAACAACUCACUAGACGAACCAGUCAAAAGAAUUAUUUUACCGUGGGCAGGUGAAACCACCACAAAAAUUGCACGAUUUCUAGAAAGAAAACUAGAAAUGAAAAUAGGUUACAUUCCUGGCCCGAAGUUAUCCAGAAUGCUAACCAACACUAAAGAGAAACCGAGAACAAUAAAUUGUGGGAUUUAUUCAAUUCAAUGCAGUAAUUGUCCAGCAAAGUAUAUUGGAGAAACAGGACGUGAUUAUACUACAAGAAUUCAGGAACACAUUCAUGCCAUUAGAAGUGGAAAUGUAAGAUUAUCUCCUGUUGCUCUACACAUGCAUGAACAUGAACACAAUUUGGACCCAAAUUCGUAUAAAUUAAUUCUAAAAGAACCUAGAAGAUAUUUUCGGAAAUUUAAAGAAGCACUGUUCAUCAAAAGUACCACUAACAAGAUGAACAUUUCGAGAGGAGUCGCAGUCAGCCCUAUCUGGUCAAGUACACUAACAAACUUUUUAACAUAUACACAAUAG
Molecule: messenger RNA, 1023 nt
Organism: Folsomia candida
Lineage: Eukaryota; Metazoa; Arthropoda; Collembola; Entomobryomorpha; Isotomidae
Exons: 1
Coding region: 1-1023 (340 amino acids)
Source: RefSeq, a predicted model, not a curated record